Messenger RNA from Trichoderma atroviride IMI 206040, 2148 nucleotides. NCBI's taxonomy places the organism in Eukaryota, Fungi, Ascomycota, Sordariomycetes, Hypocreales, Hypocreaceae. The record is from RefSeq and is a predicted model, not a curated record.
AUGACGUUGCCGCCUCAAUACAACAUCCGCGUCUUCGUCCACUGGCGCGACCAGACCGUCUUCGCGGGCGAGGCGGUCCAAUGCUCCUUCUCUCAAAGAGGAGUAUCCUCCCCGCUCUUCAAUGCUUCAUAUCCUCCCGAUAGGUUUGGCCGACUUCCUACUGGUCCAAAGAGUCCCCAAUCGUCAAAUGUAUCUGUGCAGCGCAGGUCAUCCAAGGCCUUGUCGAACCCCAUGCCCAUGCCCGAAUUUCGAUUCCCCGCUGCACCCCCACUAGAAUCAGAAACGGCUCUGAACCUGCGAAAGGUAUCAGGAAAUGGGCUUCUAAGUCCAAGAACGGGACCGGUCGACGGCCCUAUCCCUGUGCGUUCAAAGGAACAGUCGCCCGUGACUGACAAACCUCUCCUUCCCACGGCUCGCAUACUCUCCAGCACAAGCAUGGGUGGAGGAACACCGCGGAGCAGUGGUGAAUUCUACUCUAUGAGCAACAAUUCAUCCGAGACAUUGGCGUCGGAAUACGUCGGGCAGCCUCUGCUCAGAGGUCCCGGUAGACCAUCGAAUCCCCGCCGAGGGUCCUCUUUCUCUAUACCUCAGUCAAAGACCGAGUCAUUAAUGAUGGGCUUUGCUCAGAUACAAGGCUCCUUCUCUCUGGACGGUUCUUUGAUCAGCCUUGCACCCUUUGAACAGGUCAAGAAAAAGGCCGUUGUUGGCGGGAGAGGCGGCGGAGUGGUUGGACUGGAAUCUGGUCGACGAGAGAAUGGCCUUUUGCGGGGAUUUGGCUGGGGUAGCAUUAGCAAUUCUCUCGGCGAUUUCCUUGGCGGCGGAGAGCUAAGCACGAUCAAAGAGAUGCGCGGUGUCGCAAACUCCAAGGCGGUUCCAUUACUGAGCACUCCGCAGUCGAUUCUCUUUGUCGACCUACAAUUGGCUCCUGGGGAGAGCCGCUCGUUCGAGUAUACGUUCAAACUCCCCAGGGGGCUGCCACCUUCACAUAAAGGAAAGGCUAUUAAAAUUUCAUACGGUCUAGUUAUCGGCACUCAGAGGCCAGGAGGUGCCAGAGAACAGCAUGUUCGGACAGUCGAGGUCCCGUUUCGUGUUCUGGGGAGCGUCAACAACUACGGCGAAAUUCUUGGACACGACCUCAUGAAUCCAUAUAUCCUGCUACGCGAUGAAGCUCUUGUCAAAAUGAUUGGAAAGCAGCAGAAAGUUCAUAGACAACGAGAACAACCGGGGCCGACUGCCGCAAUGAGCGACUUUUUAUCAUAUGUGGACGAUCUGCUUGACCGACCGGCAGAUAAAGCAGGAGCAUCAUUAUUAUCCCCGACGGCGACUCCAGAUCUAAGGCGGAUAUCAACGUCUAGCUUUGAUGAUGCCACCCCAGCCAAGGAGGCAAUCCGUCUUGCCAUUAUGAAAAGCAACAUGACAAACGGGCAGCAGAGCGCUAAUCGAUUUGAGAUUGCGCGAAACGGUCAAAGGGUCGGCGUGGUCAUGCUUACCCGGCCUGCUUAUCGUUUAGGAGAGGUCGUGACCAUGGUUAUCGACUUUGCAGACGCAGAUAUACCUUGCUAUGCGGUUCAUGCAACACUAGAAACAUCGGAAAAGAUAGAUUCGACGCUAGCCGUACGAUCCGAAUCCAGCGUUCACAGAGUCACACGGAAAGUGCACGUUGCCACCUCGGAAUCCACGCUUUUCACUCGGCGGGUGGUGUUCACCCCUACGAUACCCAUCUCUGCCACUCCCGAAUUUGUCACUAGCGGGAUCAGCUUUGAAUGGAAGAUCCGGGUAGAGUUUGUAGUGCCGUCGCAGGGACACGAUGCCCUGAGAGGACAGCAGACGCCGUUUCCCCUACUCGAGCAGAUUUCGAGAGAUGACAAGGGAGGCCUGGUUCUCGUGGCGGUUGAGAACUUGGCGUGUGAGAGCUUUGACGUGCCUGUGCCUCUGCGAGUAUAUGGGGCUGUUGGGACUGGGCUGGAGCGUCUGGAACGAGAUGAGGCGUCUGAGGAAGGGCUUGUGGUGUGAAGAAGAAGGGGGGGGGGGGGGGGUUUGAGGUGGUGGUACAUAGUGAUGGUUUAUGACUGUUCGUUUUAAGUGUGAGCCUCUUGAGAGAAUUGUAAAAUAUUGAACAAUUGGAAUACAAUGAGAGACUUGUGCCCC